GACCCAGCACUGGAUAUGCAUAUGUGAAAGAGGGUGAGACAGAGAGAUAGGGUGACGGCCAGAAAGGAAGAGUGACUCAAAGAGAGAGAGAGAGAGUUAAAGAGAGAGUGCGCAAGGCUGAGGACACUGAUCAAUGCAUCUUUGUGCUUGCUGCCUCAGCAAGUGAAGGUGAGAGCAAAUCAAAACAAAUGAAAAGCAGAAGCCUCUGGAGAGAAGCAAACAGCCUCCAAUCAGCCUCUGAGGGAGGAUGAUUACUGUCUGUGGAGAGCUAGAGGAGUGACUGUCAAGGCAAGUGUUGUUUGAACACAUGCUCAUGUGCGGAUUCGAGUCAUCUUAGAGUAUCCUCACUGCACCCACUUACUGGACAACAAGACCUUUUGUGGAUACUCAAACCUAUAGAAAUAUACCUGCAACAUGGCAGGAAUCUUUGGAGUUUGAGUCUCAGGAUGUAAUUGAAGACUGACUUCAGGCUGUUGUCAUGUGUGGUGCCACAGCCUGGUGCCACCCAGAGGGGUCAGCUUGACAUCCACAACAGAACAUCAAGAAAGAGAGAUGCUAGGGGGAAUGGACAACAAGAUGAUCAGAAAUGUUUGCAGAUUCAAGGCUGGGGGCUGAGGGAAUGUGUGUGUUCGCUGGAAAUGUGAUGCAUGGCAAAACAGUGUUCCAUAGUGGUCAAAUGCAUUGAUUUCUACUCAAGUCUGCCUCGACCAGUUAUACUUGAAAUGGGUAGACGAGCAGCUGAUCACACCGCUCCAGUGCCAGUUCUCGGAGAGCCCGCACUUGUGGGGACACGUGUCUGGAGGGCCAUCACAAGUGGGACCAGUAGUAUGGCGGCCCUCACACUCUCAUCACUGUCUCAUCACUGUAAUGUCGGUGUGCAGACAUCACCUGCAAUGAGAAACAACCAACUACAGCUGAAUGGAAAACAUGUGGAUGCUUGUAAUAGUCAAUCAGAAAACAAAGUGAUCAUGCCACCCAAUGGCCACAUUCCAAACAAGGCCGAUAAAAAGGAGUAUAAUGUGAAAGAAAAAACAAAAAGUAUAAUUAUUAAACGAAAAGGUCUGGAGACUAAAAUGAAAAAGGGUGUGACCUUUGAGGGACUGGAGAGGGAUAUUUGUGCAAACAUCAUGGAAGAGGGGCAGUGCCAUAACUGUCCAAUUAGAACCAGUCCCACAUUGAGAAGUGUGGCUAAUGGCAUGUUAAAACCGAGAAGGUUCUGUCACUUCACCAAUGGGAGCAUAGUUGACUCUGAGGUAAUGGGCGGGAUCAGCAGUGACAUCAGUGAAGGGGAGGAGUCUUCCACCAGACAGAAAAAAACAUUACCCCCACGCUCACCUCCUCACAGACCUCCUGUGGCCAUCUGCAGCACUUGUGGUGGAAGGCAGAAUCCAGUGCCUCAUGGACUCUACAGCCAAAUAAGGAUGAUUACACCACCAAAAACUGUAGGUUCUCUGGGACUCCAGUCGAGACAUUCAUCCCCUCUUUAUCCUGGGAAGGAUGUGCAGGAAUACACGCAGAUAGAAAGGCACACCAACUGCAGUGCUACACAGUCAGACCAGCACCCCAUGAGCACUAACCUUCAUUCUUAUCUCAACAUGAAUAUAAACAAGGAAUGGCCAUUAUCUCUUCUGCCUGCUCAGCAGAGUGAAGCAUCAAACCUCACUAAUCAUCACGCAGUCAAGAGGGAAUCUAGUGCUGACACACACAUUAAUCAUACCAGUCGCUCAUCGGCUCUAAAUACACACACUCUUACUGUUACCGUGAAAGAGGAUAGAGGGUCAACAAAGGUCGUAAACACACACUUGAACACUCACAAACCUCACAACUCUUGUCCCUGCAGAACUCCUGUGUCUGUCAACCUUCCCCAAACACACAAAAACAGCCUGUCAGAGAAGCCAGAUGCCACACACUUGACAAAUACCAGAAUACCACACACAAACAGCCACUUCAGAUCAUCUCACCAGCCAAACCCUGAUGAGAAACAACUAACUCAAGGAAACCAAGUGAAACCUACACACUCAGAGUCUCCACAGCCACAAAAUAAAACACAGAUCAAAUCUUUGCAAACUACUUCGAAACAACAAAUGCUCCCCCAAACUAGCACACUGCAGAACUCCAAACCUCAAAGCAGUGAUGCACUUUUGAAAUGCUCACGUUUAAAUCAGACAAAAUCCCCUUCUUGUGUUCAUUUACAUUCAAACAUGAAACGUCAGUCUAUAGUGCAGAGUUGUGUGAAUGAAGGUGUCAUAUCCUCCACUGCUUCAAAAAUUCACAGACAGGUUCAAUUCCCUAAUGGAUUAGAGUCCAUGUCUGACAUGCACACUAAACCAUCAAUGUGCUCACACACAAAUUUUGGCAUUAAACCUCAAAGCAGGACGAAAAUCUAUGCUGACACAGAGUCAGAAUCUUCACCCUGUGAUUCACGUUCACAUUUUGCAGAGGUGACACACACACCUAAACUCUCAGGGCCUCACAGAAAACCACGUCAUGCAUCGAUACACAACGGCACUACUUCACCCACCAACACACACAGGGAAGCUUCCCACACAUCCACACAGCGAACAAACACCAGUGGAACAUCACUGCAGGGUAUAUCCGUGCAUAAAGACGCACUGUCACAUCCUUAUAGUGAGUCAAAAAGCCAAAAUGACACUCGCUUCUUUUCACGUGCCCCAAAUAUCUCAACCCAUCACAAAGCAACACUUACGAUGCAAACAGUCAACCAUCAGAACCUCUCAAAUGCAUUUACCUCCUCUCAAACUGAGGUGGAGGUGCAUCCGUACACCAAAGAAUGUUCUCAAACAAGCCCAAUCAAAUCAGCCUUGCACGCUUUAUGUGUUCUUUCAAAAACGCCACAUAGACAGACAGAGCCUAAGGUUCUCAGACGCUCUGUCCUGAAUCAGCUUAAUAAUGACACUCUUGAGUCCUCAUCACUAGCCAUCGCUUCCGCUAGGGCUUUUCCUCAAGCUACAACACACAACAGGACUGAAUAUAUAUUUUGGAGUGACACAGAGUCAAAGAAAAAGGCUGAUAUUAAGGCAGCAGAACCAGAAGGUCAGACGAUCAAAGGCUCACAACACUCGCUUCAUCCUCCAAACAAACCACCUCCCUCUUGUCGACCUCCGAAACCUUAUUCUGCACCUCCACAAGCACCAGCUUGUAAAUUCACAACAGGGGGCAGUGAAAACAGAGGCCUGAAUGUGGCCUCCAAUCAAAACCCACUUCUGGGACCCUCAGGCAAUUUGCCUACAGAACACUCACAGAAAGAUGGAAGUAUCCAGAACUCAAAGACACAGAUGGAAUCUCAGUCUGAUGGGGCUAGGCCCAUCCCUAGUGAACACUGUUCCAUAAUACAUGACCAUCCGGAUUCUGUGGCCCGGUUGCUGCCUGCAUCGCCUCGGUGUGGCAGUCCGCGGGACCCUAAGCACAGAUUAGAGAUGGUAGAGGCGAGUCUGCAGUCCAACAAGGAAAGAAUCACAACUCUGCUCAACAUCAUCCAGGACCUGGAGAUGAGCCAUGCAAUCAGCAAAGGUCGGCAGUGUUUUCAGACUGGCCAAGACUUCAGUGACUGUUCCACCUGUCAGAAGACUGCAUGUGCUGUUUACAGUGUGGAGUAUGACUUCCGUCAACAGGAGAGAAGAUUCAAGGAACUCUUCCAGAGUCUGUGUCCAUCAUCUCCAGAGAGGAGAGAAGGAUAUGAAGGAUCUCUGCCUUUACUCACCUUACUUAUUCAGAAUCACAAAUUACACCAGCUAAAUGCGAACAUUAUGACCCAUAGCCAAUCUGUGAAUCAAACUCAAAGUCAGCCUCAGAUUAUUUCUGAGAUUCAAUGCCAGAUUCGGGCUCAAUCUCAGUCUCAAACCCAGCUGCAGCCACAGAGUCAGUAUCGGACUCAGGCUCAGCCACAGGUUGUAACUCAGAUUCAGUCUCAGAUUCAAUCUCAGUCACAGAUUCCGUUUCAGCCACAGAUUCAAUCUCAAAAUCAAAUUAUAUCUCAGAUUCAAUCCCAGACUGAGAUUAUGCCUCAGAUUUUGCCUCAAAUUCAGAUUAUGUCUCAGAUUCAGUCUCAGGCUCACCCUCAGAAGCAGUGCCUGUUCAAGGCUAAAAUCAAAAGGAAGAAGUUUUACAGGAAACUGUUCAGCUGGCUACCACACAAAGUCCAAAUGAAAUGACUACAUAAUGUCAAGUAUCUAAAUUUCAUGCAUGACUCUCAACCCUCUGGUAUUCUUAGUCACAACUCCUUUUUUUUUCCGUAAUGCUGUCUGAAGUCUGACAUACUUUGUGGAAUGGAGCAAUAUUACAUGGUAUUCUGUGACUGCACUACCAAGGAGAAUUUAAAUUAUGAAACAAAUUUUCCUAGGAAAAUGAAAUCGUACAACAUUUACUUAAUGCAUUCUACUACUACUACUCUACAGUUUCAACAAACAUGGCCUUGACUAGUUAUGAAGGAUUUUGCACUUAAGAUGCUUUUUUUUUUAGGACAUGACGUUAUGAAUAGGCUAUAUACAUCCCUUCCUUAUUGAUAUUUCAAAUGGAAAGCUAUCAUCUGUUAAAGUCGGAGGACUGUGGUGGGACUGAAAUAUGGAGCUUCAAUGGCUGAAUUUUAGCUAAAUAAAUCACAGAUUCAAGGUUAUGCAACAAAGAUGGGUGUUUUGCCUCUUUUCUUCCAAAUAAAGACUCUAUUCCACCCACACAUGAUCAAAUAUUCAAAGGUUUAUACAGUAUAAGUACAUACAGUAUAUUAGCAUUAACUACUGUAAAUCAUAAGUUGGUACACAAAACUGUUGUUAGCAUACAGUGUUAUACUAUUCAAUAGACUGUACUAGUACACAAUAAGGACAGACAGGCAGUUGGUCUGAAAGCAAUGAGCUCCACUCCUGCAUUCCCAAAGGAAACUGGACGCAUACUUCAGGUCUCCAAAGCCCUAAACAAUCUGUGGCCGAACAGGCUUUCUUAAAAGGCUUUGAGAGUCAAACAAUGACAUGUUGCAAGAGCGUGGCGAAGCAUGAAGAACCUAUGAUGAAUUAAAAGUUUGGCUGCCUGACACACUCAUGGCUUAAUAUGUAAAAGUGCACACAAAUCCACUGCAGAGCUAUUCAUGCCCUGGUAGCUUCCUUUGAUUAAUAAGCUGUUGCCAGGGGCAAUGCAUUAUUUUAGACUAGAUUCUGCUUCAACUUAGUAUCCCCCAAAAAAACUGAUUCUCUGCAGUGCGUGUAAUGUGACAGGAGCCCAGAAUGUCAGCAUCUCUCCACAGCUCCACUUGAAGGGUCGGGUUCUCUCUCCAGGCCAAAGAGUAAGUGGACCUCACAGACAGACCUCAUCCAAGAGAGCGGACAGGUUCAGUACCUUUAGCCAUUAUAAUACACUCCUACAGGCUAGUAGCUCUGGAACAAAACAAACCAGAAAGGGCAGCAUAACUAAUCAAGUCUGCGUUCAUUUGUCAUCAAAAUGAGGUCACUUCCAUGAUGUUGUAUGCUAGUAGUUUUAUGUAUGGUUUAAAUAAAACAAAAGGAAAAAGAAAAAAUAAAAAAAAAAAUUUUUCUCUUCACUUUCAGGCUAUAUUGUGUUCAAAGGCCAUGUUUGCUAAUGUUCCUAAUAUUCCUGACAUAUUUAAGACUGAAGAGAGUUUAAGUGACAGUAAUCAGCAUCAGAAACAAUAUAAAUAUAGCGUUCAGUUUACAGAUCAUUAUAAAGAAAGAAUACUACAGGCUCUCUAUCACCAUCUGUGACUGAAACAUACAAUUGCAA
Carassius auratus (goldfish) is the source of this 5748-nucleotide messenger RNA. RefSeq lists its product as uncharacterized. The transcript is spliced from 5 exons. Bases 648 to 4172 code for a protein of 1174 amino acids. The record is from RefSeq and is a predicted model, not a curated record. NCBI's taxonomy places the organism in Eukaryota, Metazoa, Chordata, Actinopteri, Cypriniformes, Cyprinidae.